This is a messenger RNA of Panicum virgatum (switchgrass), 447 nucleotides long. Its product is annotated as octapeptide-repeat protein T2-like. Lineage: Eukaryota; Viridiplantae; Streptophyta; Magnoliopsida; Poales; Poaceae. Bases 1 to 447 code for a protein of 148 amino acids. The transcript has a single exon. The record is from RefSeq and is a predicted model, not a curated record.
AUGAUGUCCGGUGAGGCUAUGAGGGAAGGGAGAGCGGUGGCAGCGAGGCGUGGGAGGAGGUCGGGCGGCGCGAAGUCCAGGAGGGCGAGCGCGGCAUCGAGGCGCGACACGGAGAGGAUCGACGCGAGGAGGGCGGGGAGCAAGGCGGCCGGGGAUGGGCAGGAGAGCGCGAACGGGAGGAGCUCGUCGAGGAGCGUCGGGGAGCCUGCGGCGAGCGCGCGGAGGAGGGCGGGGAAGUUGGAGGCGAUGAGCAGGGAGGACGGGGAGCGGCAGCGGCGCCGCGGGCAGCAGCGCGGCCGGCAGGUGCGGCGUGGCAAGGAGGUCGGUCGCAAGGCCGGUGGCGAGGAGCGCGUCGGUGAGGCUGGAGAGCAGCGGGCGGCCGCCGCGGUCGAAAGCAGACAGCCGCGGAUGGCAGCGGCCAGCCCCCACGCAUUCCAGAGAUUGUAG